Molecule: messenger RNA, 2821 nt
Organism: Episyrphus balteatus (marmalade hoverfly)
Lineage: Eukaryota; Metazoa; Arthropoda; Insecta; Diptera; Syrphidae
Gene: eIF5
Product: eukaryotic translation initiation factor 5
Exons: 3
Coding region: 969-2345 (458 amino acids)
Biological process (GO): translational initiation; formation of cytoplasmic translation initiation complex; formation of translation preinitiation complex
Cellular component (GO): cytosol
Molecular function (GO): GDP-dissociation inhibitor activity; translation initiation factor activity; eukaryotic initiation factor eIF2 binding
Source: RefSeq, a predicted model, not a curated record
UUACAGAAACACCAGUUCACAAAGGAGCACCUCCAUCUCCACCUCAACGGAGCAAGUUAGUUAGAUCGUGCAUGAAUUCACAUAGGCGAUACUUAAGUCAUAGGACUUCAAAAUUUUCCAGCAACAGACACCGGAAGCUUCAACCUUUUAGAGAAACGUGAGGCAAUAAUUCAAAAUAAAACGCCCGCGUUAACAAUUAAAAUUAAAAACUAAAAAUUAAUAACCAAUUGAUGUAUUUAAAAACCAUAAAAAAUUAAAAACAACAAAAAAAUUACAAAACAAAAAAAAAUCAUACAAAAAAAAUUUAUAAUUUAAAAUUGAAAAAAGUUGCAAUAAAACAGCCAACAACGGAAACUACUCUGUGUGGUGUAAAAUCAAAAAACUAAAUUUUUGUCCUUCUAAACUCAAGGAAAAUAAAAAAAAACAAAAACAAAGAAAAUAGUUAAUAUUAAUUAAUUAUAUUAAAAUAAACUGAACAAAAAAACUAUCACACAAAGCUUUAGUCCUAAAGCCAGAAACCGAAAGAAGAAACACAAACGCAAAUCAACAAACAAACUUCAUGAAUUUAAUAACAAAUAUCUACAGUAAAUCAAAAAAUAAAAAUUUAAAACCCUUAACCUCUUCAAGAGUGUUACGGCAGCUGCACACUAAUGAUAAAACAGAUCAAAACGGGUCAAUAGCUUAAGCACGCAGAGCGAGCUCUAAAAAGCCCCAGAAAAGUAAAGAAACAGAAGCAAGAUUAAGAAAGCUUAUAGAAUUCCACCCAAAAAUAACAGGGGAAGCCAGACAAAAUUAGAUCCAAAACGAAACGAAGAAGUUUUUUGUGAAAGUAAAGAGUGUGCAUGAAAAGCAGCUGUUUAUGAGCAACAACAAAGAGAUCGUCAUUGAAGCACAAGAAUAAGUAUAUUUUUGAAAAAAAAACUAACAUUUUUAAACCUUGAAAGGAAUAAAGAAAGAAAUCUAUAAAAAUGGGUUCGGUCAAUGUUAAUCGUAAUGUCACUGACAUUUUCUAUCGCUACAAGAUGCCCCGCAUCAACGCCAAGGUCGAAGGUAAAGGCAACGGCAUCAAGACUGUCAUUGUGAAUAUGGCUGAAGUUGCCAAGGCAAUUGGGCGCCCAGCCACCUACCCGACCAAGUAUUUUGGUUGUGAACUUGGAGCUCAGACUCAAUUUGAUUAUAAGAACGAACGCUUCAUUGUAAACGGCUCCCAUGAUGCCACUAAGCUGCAAGAUCUCCUCGAUGGAUUUAUCCGGAAAUACGUCCUCUGCCCAGAGUGUGAUAAUCCCGAAACUGAUCUAACUGUUUCGGCCAAGAAUGGAUCCAUCUCGCAGUCAUGCAAGGCUUGUGGUUACCAUGGAUUGUUGAAGAUUCACCACAAGGUGAACACUUUCAUCAUCAAGAAUCCACCAACAAUCAAUCCGGCCACUCAAGGAUCCUCAUUGACCAAAGGCAAACGUGGAAGGAAUUCAAAGAAGAAUGGCGAAAAUGGCACCAUGUCGGACUCUGUUAACAACUCGAUGGCCAACAACUCGGGCGACUCAGAUGGAGGCACUAAUCAAGCCAGUCAAACUGAGGCCGAAAUAAACGCCGCUAUUCCGACCAAGGCCGACGAUGAUGAUGACAACUGGACCACUGACACUUCGGCUGAAGCCAUUCGCGCUCGUUUGCAGGAUUUAACUGAUGGCGCCAAGACAAUGACCAUCUCCGAUGACUAUGACAAGACAGAGAAGGAGCGCAUUGAUAUCUUUUAUGAGAUGGUCAAGCGCAAGAUUGAUGAAAAACAACUAGACUCUGUUGCUGUCCACAAGGAGCUGGCCAUCGAGGCCGAACGCUUGGAUAUCAAUCACAAGGCUACUCUGGUAUUGGCCGAGUUGCUGUUCUCAGCUAACAUCAUCAACGAGGUCCGUAAGCAUCGUAAUCUUCUGUUGCGCUUCACUCACAACAAUUCGAAGGCACAACGCUACUUGAUCGGUGGCAUCGAGCAAAUCAUCGCUUUGCACUCUGCCAAGCUAAUGGACAAAGUUGCUGGAAUUCUGAAGCUCUUCUAUGAUGCCGACAUCCUCGAGGAGAAGGCCAUUCUAGAUUGGGCACAGAAGGUGAGCAAGAAGUAUGUCUCCAAGGAAGUGGCCGCCGAAAUCCAUGAGAAGGCAAAACCUUUCAUUCAAUGGUUGCAGGAGGCCGAAGAGGAGGACUCCUCUCAAGAUGAAGAAGAUGAUUCUGAUUUGGAGAUCGAAUAUGAUGAUCGUGCUCACAUUCAGCCAAUGAAAAAGGCUCCAGCUCCGGCUGCCAAGAAAAUCAUGGACGAGGAUGAUGAUGGUGAAGAAAUCGACAUUGAUGGCAUCUAGAUGACGCGGCUGCGCGCGCAAAGACUUACUUCUUCCCGUAGUACAGCUCUUUUUUUAUGUUUCAUUUUGUUGAUAAUUAUUUCUUUCUAUUUCUAACUAAACAGAUAGUUAUAACUCCUUUUACUCUCCUCUUCUAUAUAAAUACAUAUAAUCUAUAAAAAUGUUCCAUUUUUCCCUUAAAAACAAAAAGAAGUUACACCCGCAGUUGGAUUUGGUUUUAAAUAUUAUAAUAUUUGCAAUUUACUAUUAAAAAAAAAAAAACAAUCUUACACGCUUUGAUUUUUAAAUUAUACACAAAAUUAAAUUUUUAAAAACAAAAAAAAUGCUUUUCUCCAUAUUUUAUUUUGAAAUUUAUUAAUUUAAAGAAAAAUAUAUACAUUCAUAGUUUUUUUCUUCUUCCUCUUUUUUAAAAUAUAAAUUCCAAUUCAUUUGAUAAAAUAGACUUUUAAAAAAAUAAAAACACAACACACGUAUUA